AGAUUUUUCCUCUUCCUUUCGCCGUGUGUUUGUGUCUGUGUAUGUUGUGUGUUUAUAAUUUGAUUUUCUUGACCAUUUCAAAAAUUUAUUGAAUUUUUUACUACCAAAAUGCAAAACGAUCACGGUGAAUGUGUUGAUCUUUAUAUUCCGCGUAAAUGUUCGGCAUCAAACCGAAUCAUUCACGCUAAAGAUCAUGCAUCGAUUCAGAUAAAUUUCGUUGAUAUAGAUGAAAGUGGUCUUUUCAAAUCCUCGUGUACGGCUUAUGCUAUUUGUGGUGCAUUGCGACGAAUGGGUGAAUCCGAUGAUUGUAUCAAUCGUUUAGCUAAACGUACUGGAAUUCUACCCAGAAAUUUUUAACGAAAAUGAUUGGAAUUUUUUUCUUUUAAAAUGAAAUAAAAUAGAUUUUCCAACAACAA
Molecule: messenger RNA, 416 nt
Organism: Dermatophagoides farinae (American house dust mite)
Lineage: Eukaryota; Metazoa; Arthropoda; Arachnida; Sarcoptiformes; Pyroglyphidae
Gene: RpS21
Product: ribosomal protein S21
Biological process (GO): translation
Cellular component (GO): ribosome
Molecular function (GO): structural constituent of ribosome
Source: RefSeq, a predicted model, not a curated record